Messenger RNA from Phacochoerus africanus (Common warthog), 2328 nucleotides. RefSeq names its product leucine rich repeat containing 57 (gene LRRC57). The transcript is spliced from 6 exons. The record is from RefSeq and is a predicted model, not a curated record. Gene Ontology annotation, molecular function: protein binding. Bases 158 to 877 code for a protein of 239 amino acids. NCBI's taxonomy places the organism in Eukaryota, Metazoa, Chordata, Mammalia, Artiodactyla, Suidae.
GGGAUCCCGGAUCCUCCCUAGGCUCCUAGCGGCGGCUGGUUUCGGAAGAGCUGCAAAAUCGGCAGGGCCUGGUGUUCUGCUCUUUCUUCCCAGCCACUCUUGGGCUGGCCCCCAAGAUCCAGGGAUCCGCAGGAGGGACCUGAGCAGUGGCGCUAGGAUGGGAAACAGUGCCCUCCGUGCUCAUGUGGAAACCGCGCAGAAAACUGGUGUCUUUCAGCUUAAGGAUCGUGGGCUGACCGAGUUCCCCUCAGAGUUGCAGAAGCUGACAAGCAAUCUCAGGACCAUCGACUUGUCCAGCAACAAGAUCGAGAGUCUACCGCCUAUGAUUAUAGGGAAGUUCACUCUACUGAAGAGCCUCUCCUUGAACAACAACAGACUGACUGUUCUUCCUGAUGAGUUAUGCCAUCUGAAAAAGCUAGAGACACUAAGUCUAAACAACAAUCACUUAAGAGAGCUGCCAUCUACUUUUGGGCAACUGUCUGCCCUGAAGACCCUGAGCAUCUCUGGGAACCAGCUGCGAGCACUACCACCCCAGCUUUGUAGCCUACGGCACCUGGAUGUAGUGGAUCUCUCCAAGAACCAGAUUCGGAGCAUACCUGACAUAGUAGGGGAGCUGCAGGUCAUCGAACUCAACCUCAACCAGAACCAGAUAUCUCAGAUUUCAGUGAAGAUAUCUUGCUGUCCUCGCCUUAAAGUUCUCCGUCUGGAGGAGAACUGCCUUGAGCUCAGUAUGCUCCCACAGAGCAUUCUCAGUGAUUCCCAGAUCUGUCUGCUUGCUGUGGAAGGCAACCUUUUUGAAAUAAAAAAACUUCGAGAAUUAGAAGGCUAUGACAAGUACAUGGAGAGGUUCACGGCCACCAAGAAGAAGUUUGCGUGAUGUUCUCCAGGAACAUGGGAACCUUACAGGACACUGGUUGGAACCUUUUGCAAUCUGGCAGAAUCAGAGGUUCCUGCUGUCAAGGAUGUCUGCAGUAAGGAGAUGACCCUCCAGGAGGUUAUAUUUCACUCUGAUCGUUUUCCUUCCCAGGGCUUAUCUCAAAUAAGCUAAAAGGAAUCAAGAGACAGGAAGAGUCCUCCAUUUUAAGUCAUGGAUAGGGCAAAGGACAAUGUUCAUCUUCAAAACCAUCAUUAGUUUGGCUUUAAGAAACCCAGUAGCUAGUUGCUAUUUAUACAGUGAGAGGAUGCUGCCUGGUACCAGAAUAGCUUCACACAACAGCUUGAAAUUUCAUGUGUUUCCUAUGUGCAAGCUUUCAUAAAGUCAGAUGCCAUUCCACUUCUGUGUUAACAUUUUAUAUUUUAUAUUUUAUAUUAUGAAAUUCAAAUAAUUUGUGAGAGGCUGCUAUAGUUAAAGAAUUUAAGAUUCCAGUCCAUCAAUUCAAUUGCAAUGUUUAUACUUGGGAUUUAGGAUGUAUGUAAACACAUGACUCUUUUGAUUAAAAGUGUACUUUGUAGAGAAGCAACCACACAACACUAAGAGAUGUUCCCCAAGGCUGCAGUAGCAAAUUUUUCACUAUUGCAGGUGCCUUAUUGAUAGAGGGCUCUGAAGAGCUAAAACUAUAUAUGCAAAACUUGUAAGAUACAAGGGUUUUAAUAAUCAAGAUUUUCCUGAAGCUUUGUUGGAAACAGUGUCUUAUUUCUGGUAAUCUUUUUGUAUUUAUAACUCAAAUAAUCAAAGUACCUAUCAGAAAACUGCUACAAUAUUUUACAACAACUUAUGUUUAUUAAAUUUAUUCUCUGAAUGAGGGAAUAUAAUAAAAGAUUUUUUAAUGAACUAUGGCUGGAAGAAAGGCUAAUCCUUUCAAGGAAGAAGACAGGAGAACUUUAAGCUGCAAGUAGCCCUUUGAAAGUAAACUGAUUAGGAAGAAAUGUUUCAUGUUCUUGUUCAAGUUGCAAAAGUAGCAAACCGCCUUCAAGUGACUGAUAAACAUUUCUGUGGUCCUGGAACCAUGCUUGGUAAGAGACACAGAAGGUAUAAAGGCAGAUGAUUUCAGAUUGUUACUGAUGAACAUUUAGAAAGCUACCACUCUGUUGUUUUCUAAAGUUUUGUCUUAGCCAAAACCUAGUUUAACUAUUAAGUCACGAGAUCACAAGAACCUAGUGUUUAAUAUGAAGAAAGUCUCUCUGACCUUAAAUCUGGUCUAAGGAAUCUUUUUCCCAUGUUAAUUCUGUUUCACAAUUUGGGGAGGGAUGGCAGUACCAAUUUAUCAUCAUCAAUUGAGUUUUGUUUUUCUAUAAACUGUUUAUGCUUAAUUAAUCUUAUUGAUCUACUGGAACAAUUAGCAUUUCUUUAUUAGUACUUAUUUAAUAAAUUAGAACUUACAAAUUAAA